Messenger RNA from Lottia gigantea (owl limpet), 1239 nucleotides. RefSeq lists its product as hypothetical. Gene Ontology annotation, biological process: transmembrane transport; lipid transport. Lineage: Eukaryota; Metazoa; Mollusca; Gastropoda; Lottiidae. Gene Ontology annotation, molecular function: ABC-type transporter activity; ATP hydrolysis activity; ATP binding. The record is from RefSeq and is a predicted model, not a curated record. Gene Ontology annotation, cellular component: intracellular membrane-bounded organelle; membrane. Bases 1 to 1239 code for a protein of 412 amino acids. The transcript has 8 exons.
AUGAUUUUGUCAUUUCAGGGAUUUUUUCUCUCUGUAGCUAAAGGUGGGAUGACCUUUGACACAAUAAAUUUAGGGGAUUUCCCCCUCUCUGGGCCUAUUAUAAUGUUAGCUGUUGAUGCAGUGUUAUAUGGACUGUUGGCGUUUUAUUUAGAUAGAGUCAUACCAGGAGAAUAUGGUGUACGAUAUAAACCUUGGUAUUUUUUACUACCGUCAUUUUGGUGUGGCGAUAACCGGAAAUCAGGGGAGCUAACUUCGUUAAUAGAUAAUAAACAUGUUAAUAUCAACGAGGAGGAUAAGGACGGAGAUAUUGAAAUGGUGUCAACUGAUUUAGAGAAUAAAGCAGCCUUAAGGAUUUUCAACAUUCGCAAGACAUUUGAAAAUUCUGAUAAAGAAGAUGUACAUGCUGUCGAUGGCAUUUCACUGGAUAUAUACCAAGGGCAGAUAACUGGUUUAUUGGGUCAUAAUGGAGCAGGAAAGACAACUCUGAUUAAUAUGUUAUGUGGUUUGACUCCUCCUUCUCAAGGCUCAGCUAUCAUCAAUAAUUUGGAUAUAACUAAUAAUAAUGAUUUAGAAAAGAUACGAGCUACAGCUGGUAUUUGUCCACAACAUAAUAUAUUAUAUGAUGAUCUAUCCUGUCGAGAACAUCUUCAGGUUUUCGCUGGUAUUAAAGGUGUGCAACCUAAUCUCGUAAAAAGUGAGAUUGAGAGAUCGUUAAAAGAAGUAGGAUUGACGGAUCAGGCUGAAGUCUACUCGAAAGAUUUAAGUGGGGGACAGAAACGGAAAUUAUCAGUAGCCAUUGCUCUUAUUGGUGAUCCCAAGAUUAUUAUACUAGAUGAACCGACGGCUGGAAUGGAUCCCUACUCUAGAAGACAACUCUGGUCCUUGUUAAAGAACAGUAAAGAAGGAAAGGUUAUCUUGUUGACCACACAUUUCAUGGAUGAAGCUGACAUUUUGGCUGAUAGAAAAGCUAUAAUCAGUAAAGGACAGUUGAGAUGUUGUGGGUCCUCUCUAUUUUUGAAGAGUAAAUUUGGUAUCGGAUAUCAUCUCAAUAUGGUAGUAGAACCCGAGGUGUGUAAAGUUAAUGAAAUAACUGAGAUAUUAAAACAAAAUGUUGACGGUGUAGAAUUACAGAGAUCACAUGGUAAAGAAUUGUCCUAUACUGUACCAAUGACUGAGAUUGAUAAAUUUUCAGGUAAGCAAGCAUUUUAUCAAGAUCGCCACAAAAUUUCUAAAAUAUAA